Molecule: messenger RNA, 873 nt
Organism: Cinclus cinclus
Lineage: Eukaryota; Metazoa; Chordata; Aves; Passeriformes; Cinclidae
Product: arylamine N-acetyltransferase, pineal gland isozyme NAT-10
Exons: 1
Coding region: 1-873 (290 amino acids)
Molecular function (GO): acetyltransferase activity
Source: RefSeq, a predicted model, not a curated record
AUGAACCUUGAAGAGUAUUUUGCAAGAACUGGUUAUAAAGGCUCCACUGAAAAACAAGAUUUGGAAACCUUAACCGAUAUAUUCCAGCACCACAUUCGUGCUGUUCCCUUUGAAAACCUCAGCAUCCACUGCGGGGAGGAAAUUACUUUGGAGUUGGAGCACGUUUACAACAAGAUUGUGCGGAGGAAGAGGGGUGGCUGGUGCAUGGAGAACAACCAGCUGCUGUGCUGGGUGCUGAAGGGCCUGGGGUACGACACCAGCUUCCUGGGAGCGUACGUGUUCAACCCCCACCAGAACGCCUACGCCACCCUCAUGACCCACCUCGUGGUAAAGGUUGUCAUCGAUGGCAAAGCCUACAUCGUUGAUGGAGGCUUCGGGGUGUCCUACCAGAUGUGGCAGCCCAUGGAGCUUGUGUCAGGGAAAGACCAGCCCCAGGCUCCCGGCGUCUUCCGCUUCACGGAAAAAAACGGUGUCUGGUACCUGGAGAAAAUGAGACGGAAACAAUACAUCCCCAAUCAGAGCUUCUUCAACUCUGAUCUGCUGGAGAAAAAAGAGUGUCGGAAAGUUUAUAUGUUCAGCCUUGAGCCACGGACAGUGGAAGAUUUCCGUUUCCAAUGCACACACCUCCAGACCUCUCCAGAUUCCCUCUUCACAAAGAAAUCCAUCUGCACCCUCCAGACUACUGAUGGAUUCCGAGCACUAAUUGGGUGGACACUCACUGAGACCACGUACAACUACAAAGAAAACAUGGAUCUGGUGGAAUUUGUAACUCUUGAAGAUGAAGAGGUGGAAAAAACCCUCAAAGAGAAAUUCAACAUCACCCUAGAGAGAAAACUUGUACCCAUUAAUGUUAAAGGAUCUUACACAAUCUAG